GGCAGAUGGAGUCACGAUCACUGCUUACACAAAAGCGUCCUAUCAUUUGCUUCUCCAAACGCUGCUGCGUUUCGAUCGAUUUCUGAGUUCAAGGUCUGUACCUUAUGCCUAGGCUUCAAAAGGAGUAUUAGACAUCUCUUGCACCUCUUAAAAGCAUGUUCAAGGGUCAAUAAGGCGUAAUGCUGUUGCGGUGUUCUGCAAAUUCCAUGUAGCUGGUGUUAAGUUAAAUCUUGAGCAGUGGUUUGGGAUUCCACAGAAGAUGGAUAUAAUUGAAUCCAUCCUUGACAUUCCAGUGCAAGAUCCAAAAGAGGAAGAGUUCUCUUCUGCUGAUUUGAAUUGGACCAAGUUUGGAAAUCCCGAGCACCAUGAUGAUGUAGCUCUUAUUCCUUAUGCACGAGUUGAUGCAUUUAUAAUUGGAGAAUGCUCUAAUGUUGAAUGUCCAACACGGUUUCAUAUUGAGAGGGGAAGAAAACGAUCUAAAGGCAGCUUAAAGGAGUACAAAAAUGAUGAAUAUUUGGAAUAUAGGCUGUAUUGGUGUUCAUUUGGUCCUGAGAACUAUGGGGAAGGUGGGGGUAUAUUGCCAAGCCGGAGAUAUAGACUUAACACCAGAAAUCGUGCUGCUAGACCUCAAUCUAUGCGGGGCUGUACAUGCCAUUUUGUAGUGAAACGCCUGUAUGCCCGUCCCUCACUUGCACUUAUUAUAUAUAAUGAUAGGCGUCAUGUGAACAAGUCUGGUUUUGUCUGCCAUGGCCCCCUAGACAGAGAUGCAAUUGGCCCUGGUGCCAAGAAAAUUCCAUACAUUUGUAGUGAAAUUCAGCAGCAAACAAUGUCUAUGAUCUAUCUUGGCAUUCCUGAGGAAAACGUGUUAGAGAAACACAUUGAGGGGAUUCAACGUUACUGUGGUUCAAAUGCCAAAGUUAAUAGCCUUGCUUCCCAAUAUGUUCACAAACUUGGUAUGAUUAUCAAACGCUCUACCCACGAAUUGGACCUAGAUGACCAAGCUAGCAUUCGAAUGUGGGUUGAACGCAAUAAGAAAUCCAUAUUCUUUUAUCAGGAUUCUUCAGAAGCAGAUCCUUUCAUUUUGGGCAUUCAAACAGAAUGGCAGUUGCAACAAAUGAUUCGAUUUGGCCAUCGCAGUAUUAUGGCGGUUGACUCCACAUUUGGAAUAAAGAGGCUCAAGUACCCUUUGUGCACGCUUCUUGUGUUUGAUUCAAGACAGCAUGCACUCCCUGUUGCAUGGAUUAUUACCCGUAGUUUUGCUAAGCCAGAUGUGUCUAAAUGGAUGAAAGCUCUUCUUGAUCGAGCUCGUGGUAUUGACAUUGGGUGGAAGGUCAGUGGGUUUUUGAUCGAUGAUGCAGCAGCAGAGAUUGAUUCUAUAAGGGAUGUAUUUUGCUGCCCUGUGCUAUUUUCCCUCUGGCGUGUCCGUAGAUCAUGGCUAAGGAAUAUCAUCAAGAAAAGCAGCAAUGUUGAAGUUCAGAGGGAGAUGUUUAAACGGCUGGGAAAAAUUGUCUACAGCAUUUGGAGCGGAGUGGAUUCUCUGGUUGCCUUGGAAGAAUUCACCCAGGAUUUUGUUGAUCAAACUUCCUUCAUAGAGUACUUCAAGGCAUUGUGGAUGCCUAAGAUAGAAAUGUGGAUUGAUAUGAUGAAAACACUUCCACUUGCAAGCCAGGAGGCAUCAGGUGCCAUAGAAGCAUAUCAUGUGAAGCUGAAAGUUAAACUAUAUGAUGAUUCACAUCUUGGUGCACUCCAGAGGGUUGAUUGGUUAGUGCAUAAGCUAACAACUGAGCUGCACUCGAGCUACUGGCUUGAUCGCUAUGCAGAUGAAAGUGAUUCCUUUCAGAAUGUUAAGGAAGAAUAUAUUGCUUCUACAUCUUGGCACCGAGCACUGCGAAUUCCUGACACUUCUGUUAUCUUGGAGGAUAAGAACCAACUUUUUGCCAAGGUUUUAAGUCAAAAGGAUAGCAAUCUAACACAUCUAGUGUGGAAUCCUGGAUCAGAAUUUGCUUUUUGUGACUGUGAAUGGGCAAUGCAGGGAAACCUUUGCAAGCAUAUCAUCAAGGUCAAUAUGAUCUGCAAAACUCAUCAAGCCUAUCAGUCUUCCAUGUCAUUUCAGUCAUUCAGAGAGAUCUUAAUGAAUCUGUGGAGAAAACCAAUGGAUGAUUCAGUUGCAUUGGAUCAGGCGGUGGCCUGGACACACCAGAUGCUUGAUCAAAUUCAAAAGCUUGUUGAACUGAACAGUGCCAAUGACAUUGGCAGUGUGGUAAAUAAUCUGCCUUUGAAAUGGGUUUCCAAGAAAGGUAGAACAUUUGUUGGCAGACCAUCAUCCGCCCCAUCACUUCCCUCUAGUUCCAAGAGUAAACCCCUGGAUGCUGCUGCACGCAAAAAGAAUCGGAAGCGGAAAAGAUUGUCACGGUUGAGAUAGUUGAAUGAUUUGGUAGAUUAGGUUUUCUUCUUGGACAGUUUUGACCUAUGCAAACUGGAUUUCUGCUCAUGAUUCAGAUACUUUCUUUGGGUAUCCAAUUCAGUUCCUGAUGGACACUAAAGUUUUCCAGAAACUUGUAAUAUAUUCCAUCUAUCAAGGAUGAGUGCGCUUGACCUUAGCACCAAACUUGUAUUUUGGCGCAUGGUGUGUUUAUCUGGUAGAUGCUGGAGUUAAAGAUUCCAUUGAAGAAAUGAAGGAUUCAUUCUUAAGUUUUAGCUCCCUACACCUCUUUUCCCCAGCCGAAUAUCAAAGAGACUUUUCCAUAGAAGAUAGAUGGAUGGCUCUACCAUUAAUAUGAUAGUCUUGGGCACUUCCAUUGGUUUUUUGUUCCCACAGUCCUCGGGCUCUGUUACAUUAUUUGGUUUUUUUGGCCUCAUGCAUAAAUCUUUUGUCAGGAAGAAAGAGUAUGGGAAAAAUCUACUUUGAUAUUGAUGAUUGUAUGAUCUCCAUGUUUUGUAGAUUUACACCUGAGAAGCAUGUAUAGACCAGUUACAGAAGUAAUAAUUGGAACUAUGUACAUAGAUUCUGUUUCUUAGCUGAUUGCUUGUGGAGAGGUUUUGUAAUAGACCUUUAUUAUUUUCAGAGAUUUUAAAUUUUGUGCAAUCAAAUGCAGUGUAGUCCCUUCUUUUUU
Molecule: messenger RNA, 3113 nt
Organism: Vitis riparia (riverbank grape)
Lineage: Eukaryota; Viridiplantae; Streptophyta; Magnoliopsida; Vitales; Vitaceae
Exons: 7
Coding region: 260-2422 (720 amino acids)
Molecular function (GO): zinc ion binding
Source: RefSeq, a predicted model, not a curated record